Molecule: messenger RNA, 1869 nt
Organism: Volvox carteri f. nagariensis
Lineage: Eukaryota; Viridiplantae; Chlorophyta; Chlorophyceae; Chlamydomonadales; Volvocaceae
Exons: 17
Molecular function (GO): calcium ion binding
Source: RefSeq, a predicted model, not a curated record
AUGGCUAGCCUAGAACGGAAGGACGCCUUGUUAGAGGUAUUCCGCCUCAUCGAUGUGGGGAAUGACGGAUUCCUGGAUUUCGAUGAAGUUAAGGCGCUGGCCUCCGAUUCCACGACCCAAGGAAAGAUAGAGGAAGCGGUGACGACAAUCUUGAUGCUGGACCUGAAUGGCGACGCGAAGGUUUCGGCAGAAGAGUUCGUAGAGGUGUUCCUGUUCGUGACAUCGGGCAUGGAUGAGCAGGAGUUCGAGCUGUUCGUGGACGACAUGAAGGUGCAUGCAGGCGGCGGCACGUCCCGGGAGAUGAUGCUGAAGCGCGUGUUCAGUGCGUUGGAUCGCGAUCACUCUGGCGUGACAUCGCCCACUUAUGUUUCGCCGUGUACUGCUGGUGUAUGUGGCAGGUUCAUCGAGAUGCAUGAGCUGAAGACGCUGGUUGGUUGCGUGGGCCCGGAGGAUGCCCUUGAGCGCGCCCGCGGCACACUGCGCAUGUUCGACACCGAUGCAGACGAGAAGGUGUCCGUGGAGGAGUUCCUCACCUUUUUCGAUUCGCUGGUGCACGACAUGAGCGACACGGAUUUCAGGGCUUUUGUGAGCCACUUGACUGAGAAGGGAUUCGAGCUGCUGUACGAGGGGAACUACCGGCACCCGCACGGGUGCCGUACAUGGCUGGAGGAAGAAGUGAUGCCGACUCUGAAACAGGGGAUGCUGGAGCUGCUGAAGGAGGUCGAGAAGGAUGUCAUGGAUCUCGCAACGGGCAUUCCCUGGGAAGAGGGUGAGCACAUGCCGCGCGGUUGGCGGCCCUUCUCUCCGCUGCACUGGCUGUCGAACUGGCUUCUGAACGCCGCCACGGGCGGCCGGCCGCGAACCACAGAGCAAGGGGAAGACGGCGAUGACGGCGAGGGGCCGGGGCUGGUGCCGGUUAAGAACCUGGAGGCCAUGUCCCGCGAGGAAAAGGUUGUUUACCUGUUCAACCAGAUUGACGUCAACGGCAGCGGUACCAUUCCUACAAGCCAUCUGGUGUCCAUGGCUGAGCUAAUAUUUGCGGAUGGUGCCGGGGGUAUUCGCGAUGCACGCAACACCGUCAUCGCCCCUGUGCUGGCCGGCAUGGGGUUGCACCCUUUAGAUGGAGUGGUGGAUCUACAGGAGUUUCAGACGGCAAUGGCACAGAUGACGUCUAUGCUGAGUGACAGCGAGUUCGACGAGGCGGCCCGAAUAGUGGCAGCGCAGCGCGACUGGCGGUACUGCCGCACCCGGGCGGACAAGUUCAGAUACCUGUUCCACUCUUUGGACCUUGACCACUCGGGAUCCUUAAACUUUCAGGAGCUCAAGCUGUUGGCCCAGCGGAUGGAUCCGGAUACCAGUGAGGAGACGGUGUCGGCCACCUUGGAGUAUAUGGAUCGAGACAACAGCGAUUCGGUGUCCGUUGAGGAGUUUGUGGAGGCUCUGGGUGUAUUGCUAGGUCAUGUAGAUAGUGAGACAGAGCUGGACGACAUGCCCGCGCCCGCGGCGACCUGGGGCUACGCCCUGGCGGGUGGCCCGGCGUCCGCGGCGGCACGCAUCCGCGAGACGCUGGCGGCCGCCACAGCGGCGGCGCAGCCGUCGGCACAGCCUCCCGUGGUUGCUGCGUAUUGCUCCACAGGCGAGUUGGGCGGCGUGGCGGCGCUGUUGCUCAGCGAGGCGCUAAGGAUUACAGUGUACAACAUGUGUGGCGGCAUUAUCAAUUACUACAACCAGGGCGGCUCCGUUAUUCGGGUCGCCGAUGGCAAACAGGUCUCCGAAAAGAAAAACAUCCUCAUAAUCGGUGCGCAACUCAUUGACAUGAAUCACCCUCGUCACCAAGGCAAAAGGACGCACCGACAAACAGGCAGAAGG